AUUAGUUCGUACGCAGGACUACUUGGAGCGCUAACAUAUGCACUGACGCUGCUCGAAGUAUAGAUAUAUCUCGGAAAGGAAGAGUUUUAUGAUAUUUUGUUGCAUCGUAGAAAUAGUAGAAUACUGUUAAAGGUUGGCCACCUAUUUCCUUGACACCCCGUAUACCUACGUAACAUGACUGUUACACCCUGUACAGUGAAUACAUAUUUCAUAUCGUUUAUAAACUGUUUGAUUUAUAUGAAAGAAAUAUGUGCAUUGUAGUUUAAAUGUUUUACGCUAGAGUAUAUUUGAUGCACCUUUCUUUUUUAAAAGAUGGCUCGUUAGCGCGGUAACAUCUCUUCUCUGGUAAUUCUCCGAUCAUCGACCAUUCACUGAUGUUCGACUAUAUAUCGAGAUUUCAAAUAUUGUUUUCCGUAACAUUGGCGGCAUGUCGCUUUUAACGUGUUUGGUUAAUGAAAAAUAUAUACAGUGCAAUACAUUACGACCAACACACAACAAGAGAUUAAGAUUUGGUCCUUUUACCAAAAAUGGCUGAUCACUAAAUUUGAACUAUAUAUCUGUAUUAAUAUAAGGUGAAAAUUGUACGAGAAGAAUAAAUAACCUAACAUAAUAUCAGUUUGUGUGAAACGCGGGUAAAUAUGCCACGCACCAAAGCAUCACCUAAAAAAUGUGUUAAAACAACUAAUUCGCAUCCAGGAACAAAUACAUGGGUUUUCCUUAUGAAAGGUGAUAGUUUAGAUAGUACAGAUGGUGGUACACCUGAUAUAGUUAAGUUAAGACAUCCAGCUUUAAAUCAACCUACAAUGUUUGUCUUCAGUCCAGGCAAUUUAACAGUACAAGAAGUCUUAACAUUUGAUGAAAAUAAAAGAUCAUGGUUUAUAGAUGAUAACGUAAAAUCUGAUGGGAAACUGCAUUUGUCUACUCCUAUUGAUCCAAUGUUUUUAAUAUUACCUUAUUUAAGACAGUCACAACAAGCACAGCCAAUAGAACAAUGUCUUUGGGAUGAAGAUUUUCCAGAGACAUCCCGUCUUAUUCAAUGUCAGAAUUUAAACCUGACGUUAAUUGCUGACCGCAAAGGAGACGAAUCAAUGCAAGCUUAUAAAUUUAAUGAAGAAAAAACAUUAAUUUGGUUGCAAAAGAAAGUAGAAAGAGUAGCAGAAGUUUUAAAACAAAAGGGUGUUCAUGUAUCACAGGGUGCUACUAGUGCCACUUAUGUUAGAAGUACUAAGUUUGAGAAUGUCUCAGAAAUUGAUUAUUUAAAAUAUGCACAUGGUAUUGUAUCAGAAUAUCUCGCAGAAGAUUUAUCAAACAAACUGGCACAACAUUUAAACUUAACAGAUGAAAUAGAAAAUAAAAAAAGAAAAUUAAAUAGUCCUAAAGAAAAUGUUGAUGAAAAGAGAUCCAAAAAAGAUACCACUGAAAAUGAGUCAAUAUUAAAACCAAAAAUAUCUGACUCAACUAAAUUAGAGAAGUCACAGAAAACCACUGUUGGUAAAAAGGAAUUAGCUAGACAGAAAGCUGCAGCUGGAUCCAAAAGUAUUACUAACUUCUUUAAAAAGAAGUGAAUUUUAAAAAGUACCUUUAGAUUUACAAUAAAUUUAAAAGAGUUUAAAUACUGUAAUAUAUAUGCAUACUAUUCAUAACAGUAAGUUUAA
Messenger RNA from Osmia bicornis bicornis, 1655 nucleotides. Its product is annotated as ribonuclease H2 subunit B. NCBI's taxonomy places the organism in Eukaryota, Metazoa, Arthropoda, Insecta, Hymenoptera, Megachilidae. The record is from RefSeq and is a predicted model, not a curated record. Gene Ontology annotation, biological process: RNA catabolic process; ribonucleotide metabolic process. Bases 639 to 1565 code for a protein of 308 amino acids. The transcript is spliced from 5 exons. Gene Ontology annotation, cellular component: nucleoplasm; ribonuclease H2 complex.